This is a messenger RNA of Chaetomium globosum CBS 148.51, 1404 nucleotides long. RefSeq lists its product as uncharacterized. Lineage: Eukaryota; Fungi; Ascomycota; Sordariomycetes; Sordariales; Chaetomiaceae. Gene Ontology annotation, molecular function: transmembrane transporter activity. Gene Ontology annotation, cellular component: membrane. The transcript has 3 exons. The coding region runs from base 1 to 1404 and encodes 467 amino acids. The record is from RefSeq and is a predicted model, not a curated record. Gene Ontology annotation, biological process: transmembrane transport.
AUGGAUCUCUCCUCCCACCACCACCACACCACCACCACCACCCAACCCGUCACUAACCAACCUAUUCUCCUCCCUCUCCAACAGCCAACCUACACCGCCGCCGAAGAGCGCGCCGUCCUCCGACACCAAGACCUAACCAUCCUCCCCCUCUCCGCCUUCAUCUACUUCCUGUGCUACCUAGACCGGUCCAACAUCGGCAACGCGCGCAUCCUCAACUCGUCCACGCACAACGACAUGCAGACCGAGAUCGGCGCGACGCAGCACCAGUUCAACAUCGCGCUGAUGGUCUUCCUCGUCGCCUACGCCCUGUUCGAGGUGCCGUCCAACAUCCUGCUGAAGAAGCUGCGCCCGUCGCGCUGGCUGGCCUUCCUGAUGUUCUCGUGGGGGGCGAUUACCAUGGGGUUGGGCGGGGUGCGUUCGUUUGCGGCGACGGCGGGGGUGCGGUUUUUGUUGGGCGCGGCGGAGGCGGGGUUGUUUCCGGGGCUGGUGUAUUAUUUGACGUUUUGGUAUCGGACGGAGGAGAGGAGCGUAAGGGUGGCGUUUAUUUUGGCGAGCGCGACGCUGGCUGGGGCGUUUGGCGGCGCGAUUGCGUAUGGCAUUGGGCAUAUGAAUGGCGCGCAGGGGCUGUCGGCGUGGCGGUGGCUGUUUAUCAUUGAGGGGGCGCCGUCGUGCGCGUCGGCGGUGUUGGUGUGGUUUUUGUUGCCGGAUUAUCCGGAGGAGUUCUUGAAGGGCCGGCAGAGGGAGGUGGCGCUGGCCAGGCUGGCGGUGGAGGGGAGCAAGAGCAGCCAUCGGAGCAUGACGUGGGCGGAUGCGGAGGGGACGUUGAUGGACUGGCGCCUGUACGGGCAUUACCUGAUCUACUUUGGCGUGUCGGUGCCCUUCAGCUCGCUGUCGCUGUUCACACCGUCCAUCACGGCCGGAUUGGGGUAUGCGGACUUGCAGGCGCAGUUGAUGACGGUGCCUCCUUAUGCGGCGGCUUAUGUUACACAAAUCAUAGGCUCCUACUCGGCGGACCGCUUCAACGCGCGCGGCCUGCACUGCGCCGGCUUCGCCUUGAUCGGCGCCAUCGGCUUCAUGGCAUCUGCUCUGCUCCCGCCGGAUGCCUACCUUCAACGCUACGGCUGUCUGAUUAUGGCCUCCGCCGGAUCCUUUGCCACGGCUUCCGUGGGCCUGGCCAUCGCCAUCAAUGUCAGCUUUGGCGCCGGCAUUGGCCAGAUUCCGGGUGUCUGGAUCUACAAGGCCGAGGAAAGAGAGCGGGGUUUCCUGACGGGGCAUUGGGUGAAUUGCGCCAUGCUGCUGGUGGUCGUCGCGGGCGCAGUCGGGUUGAGAGUGUUUUAUGGGUACAAGAACCGGAAGAUGUUGCAGGAGAGUGGCGGCAGGGCGGUGCGUUUGUACAGGCUGUGA